Molecule: messenger RNA, 905 nt
Organism: Diatraea saccharalis (sugarcane borer)
Lineage: Eukaryota; Metazoa; Arthropoda; Insecta; Lepidoptera; Crambidae
Source: the annotation of a GenBank genome assembly
GCUUUCAAAAGAGCGUUAGCGCGGUGAAUCGUCUCAUUUGUUUGUAACAUUUUGACCGAGAAGAUGGUGUACGAAGUUAAGGAUAAAGUAUUUCUGAUCACUGGCGCUGCAAAUGGCAUCGGCGCCGGCACUGUUAGAGUACUAGUAGCCGAAGACGCUAAGCACGUGGCUAUUCUGGAUGUAUCGGUGGAAAGAGGAGUCAAUUUACAAAAUGAGUUGAACUCAAAAUUCGGUACUAACAAGACAAAGUUCUAUAAGUGUGACGUCACGAAUGAAGAAGAACUGUUUGGUGUCUACAAAGCAGUAAAAGAAGAUCAGGGAGUGAUCGAUGUUGUCAUUAAUAAUGCUGGUAUAAUGAACGACAGUUUGGCGGCCUAUAAAAAAGCUAUUGAUGUUAAUGUGACAGCUUUAAUCAGUAGUACGUAUAAGGCGAUGGAACUGAUGCGCAAAGACGAUGGUGGCAAAGGCGGAACUAUAAUCAAUAUAUCAUCGAUAGCUGCAUUACAUCCAUCGCCAUUUCUUCCUGUUUAUUUCUCUACCAAGAGUGCUGUACUACAAUUUACUAGAAGUUUAUGUGCUUUAGAUAUCAUCAAAGAGAGUACUGAUAUACGUUUUUUGACCGUUUGCUUUGGAGUGACGCAAACGGCGCUGUAUGAAACUAUGUAUUCUUAUGACAGCCGUUUGGAACCAAAAAUGGAUGAAUAUUUUAAAUUAUAUCCAACUCAAACGACGGAGGCAGCAGUAAAGGCUUUAGUGGAAGCUUAUAAACUCGGAGAAAAUGGAAGUAUAUGGUUGUCCACGUCAGAAAAACCUGUUAAAAAUAUAACUGACCCUGUUAAUAAAGCCUAUGGUAUUCUCACUGAAUUGUGUGAACUCAACUCAACUAUUAAAUAAUCUAAACUUUU